AUGGCGUCCUACCGCAUCCGACAGUACCGGGACCAGGACUACGACGCCGUGCGGUCCCUCUUCGCCCGCGGCAUCUUGGAGCACGCACCGGCCGGCUACCGCCACUUCCUGCGCUCGGCGUGGGCGCAACUGGGGCUGCUGGUCUUCUUCGUGGCGGCGCGGGUAGCUGCCGGCUACUGGGUGCUGGGGCUGGGGGCCGUGGCGCUGGUGCUGGCGGCCACCUGGCUCCUGGUCCGCUCCUUCAGCACCUCUUACGUGCGCCAGGCGCUGAGCACCGACCUCUGCGACAUCACCGCCAGCUACCUGCGGGCACCCGACUCCUGCUUCUGGGUGGCGGAGGCUGGGGGGUCCGUGGUGGGCAUGGUGGCCGUGGCACCGCCGCAGGAUCCGGCCGAGAGAGGGGUGGCCCUGGAACUGAAGCGAAUGUCGGUCAGCAAGGACUACCGGGGUCGGGGCGUCUCCAAAGCACUCUGCGGGGAGGUGCUGCGCUUUGCCCGGGCACGGGGGUACGAGGCGGUGGUCCUCUCCACCUCCAUGGUGCAGGUGGCAGCCCAGCGGCUCUAUGAGGGCCAGGGCUUCAAGAAGGUGGGCACCUUCAGCCCCUCGCUGCUCGGCAGCCUGCUCUGCUUCCAGAUCUUCCACUACCGCUGCGACCUGCCUGGCCGCACCGCAGCCCCGCCACGCUAG
Messenger RNA from Haliaeetus leucocephalus (bald eagle), 687 nucleotides. Its product is annotated as N-acetyltransferase 8-like. Bases 1 to 687 code for a protein of 228 amino acids. The transcript has a single exon. Lineage: Eukaryota; Metazoa; Chordata; Aves; Accipitriformes; Accipitridae. The record is from RefSeq and is a predicted model, not a curated record. Gene Ontology annotation, molecular function: N-acetyltransferase activity.